This is a messenger RNA of Micropterus dolomieu (smallmouth bass), 2597 nucleotides long. It is a transcript of the gene gckr, whose product is annotated as glucokinase (hexokinase 4) regulator. Bases 195 to 1994 code for a protein of 599 amino acids. The record is from RefSeq and is a predicted model, not a curated record. Gene Ontology annotation, molecular function: enzyme inhibitor activity; enzyme binding; carbohydrate binding. The transcript has 19 exons. Gene Ontology annotation, cellular component: nucleoplasm; mitochondrion; cytosol. Gene Ontology annotation, biological process: carbohydrate derivative metabolic process; glucose homeostasis; negative regulation of glucokinase activity. NCBI's taxonomy places the organism in Eukaryota, Metazoa, Chordata, Actinopteri, Centrarchiformes, Centrarchidae.
GGCAGAGAAUUCAUCGCUUCCUUUCACUCCUCAGUCUCAAAGGUCCUUAAGUGAACUUUGUCACUAGAGAGAGAGCCAAGUACUUUGUGGUUUUCAUUUUCAGUUCCUGUAGCUGACAAAAAGGAAGCAAGCUGCAAGGAGGGACAUUUCUUGUGACAAACUGUUUUUGGCAGACGAGGACAGACUCAUGCACAAUGACGGGGAAAUCCACAGAAGUGUCUUUGCAUGAAUGGGAGUCCCCAGAUUAUGAGCCGUCCCUUCCCGUUUCAGAGAAGUCCAAUCCCCUGACUCGUGACAUAGACCGGGCUGCAGCUAAUGGUAUAGUGGGGAUGUUACAGGCCUGUGACACCCAGAUGUUUCAACAAGAGGCAGCAGGGGCAACCUACCAGAGGCUUUUGAGUGGACAAGUGGUGGAAACAUUGAUGGAGGUUGCUAAGAGGGUGGAGCUCAUUCUCAAGGAUCCUCAGGACAGCCUUGUUGUCCUGAGCGGUUGUGGGACUUCUGGUCGACUGGCUUUCCUCAUCUCGUCAUGUUUCAACAGAGCGCUGAGGGAGCUGAACCAGAGUCCGGUCUAUUCCUACAUUAUUGCAGGGGGAGACAGAGCUCUGCUAUCCUCUCAAGAAGCUCCUGAAGAUGAUCCCAAACUGGGCAUGCUCAGUCUAAAGAAGGUCUGUGAGGGAAGGAAGCAGGUCUUGUUCAUAGGUAUUUCCUGCGGAUUAUCUGCUCCGUUUGUAGCAGGUCAGCUGGACUUCUGCCUGCAGCACCCUGAGGUCUACACGCCUGUACUGGUUGGCUUCAAUCCUACACAUCAGGCCAGGGAUGAGCCCAUACCAGGCUGCACGUUCACAUUUCGCAGUGUGGCGCAAAUGAUGCAGGAGCUUGGCAAAAGUCACAAGGCCUUCCUCCUCAACCCAGCAGUUGGGCCAGAGGCCAUCAGUGGCUCUUCCAGGAUGAAGGGAGGCAGUGCCACUAAGAUUCUCCUGGAGGUUGUCCUGUCUGCCGCUCAUGCUGCCGCCUUACAAAACACACCCAUCACAGAAAAGGGCGUCCUGCAGCACAUGAGAGCAUACGAGAAAACUCUUGAUAUCACUUAUGCCCAGAAUGAGGGGAUCACUGAGCUACUCUCCCAUAUGUGUUUCAGUUUGCGGCGUGGCGGGCGUGUGUGUUAUCUGGGCUGGGGCUCCCUCGCUAUUCUGGGCCUCAUUGAUGCCAGUGAGUGUAAACCCACGUUUGGAGCAGACUACGGAGAUGUUCGAGGCUUCAUCAGUGGAGGAUACAGAGAGCUGAACAACAAUGAGGGUCCGCUUAUUUCACUGGGUCCCAACUUUUGCAUAGCACACGAGGAUUUUUUGCAUCUAGUUCUGCCAUCUCUUAAUGACCAGGACAUCGUUCUUCUUCUCUACACGCACUCUGACGAUGUCAGUGAGGUGGCCACGUUGGCACACAGAGUGAGAAAAAAGACGUCCAACCUCCAUGCUGUUUAUCAUCAUGUUGAUGGAGACACUGCAGCUGCUGUCCAACAAGAUGACAUCAAUAAGCUGUGUUUAUCCUCACUAAAAUUUACUUGGCUGUCACCUGCCUCAGGGAGCUUACUACACAUGCAGUGGGAGCUGUCCACUAAGCUGCUGCUGAACGGUGUGAGCACCGGAGCUCACAUUUUAAAGGGGAAGAUUUACCAGAACCACAUGAUCGACGUGCAGGUCACCAACAGGAAACUCUACCGCAGAGCCAUAUGUUUACUCCAGAAGCUGUCAGGUUGCCCUGAGUCCCAAUGUGAGGAAGCUCUUCUGAAGGCCGUCUACCGAGUGGACAAGCUGACAGUGGACAUUACAUCUUCUGACAUCAACACACACACACACACUGCCAGAAACAGGACCAAGGUGGUCCCUCUGGCUUUGGUCUGUUUGCUGACUGGUUGCUCUCUCAUGGAGGCAGAGUCUCAUCUGGAGCAACAGCCAAUCGUAAGGGAGGCUGUGGAGGCCUGCCUGUCAUAAUUUACAUGACAUGAAGUCAAGCACCUUCCCUACACACAUACACUGCAGUCAUUUAUAUUAUUUAAUCAAUCAAUCCUCUAUUUUUACCUCUACAGAGAGAUCAUAGCUUUAAUGUGGAUCUCAGAUAAACUGACUUCUUAAAAAUUUUGUGUAAUUAUUACUCUUUUGUUAGUUGUUGGUUUGAUUAUGAGCUAAUAUUUAUUAUAAGCCAAAAUGUGAACCAUAUUGUUUUGAGGCAACAGUUUGGAAUUUGACACCUGAAUGCAAAACCAUGUUAUAACACUAAGGGGCAGACUUUACACCUCGAGAAAAGCAAACCUUGUCAUAAAAACCUGCAAAUGUACAGUCAGUUUGUACUGGGUUUUUAAACAAGUAGUUUCACAAAUUAAGGUAAAAUAUUGUUAGAAUAUAGUGUACGUGAUAAAAUCAGGAAAAUACAUCAAUAAAAAUAUUAUUUUUUUCUACUUUUUCAGUAAUUGGCAUGCCAAAAAUGUUCUCCUGAUGUAAUUGAACUCCUCCUGACCAAAGCAGGUGUACCUCCAUGACAUUUCAAUACAUACUGUAUAUUGCACGACUGAAUUAUGUUAAAAAGUUUGAUACUGG